Molecule: messenger RNA, 1780 nt
Organism: Sitophilus oryzae (rice weevil)
Lineage: Eukaryota; Metazoa; Arthropoda; Insecta; Coleoptera; Curculionidae
Product: angiogenic factor with G patch and FHA domains 1
Exons: 8
Coding region: 94-1734 (546 amino acids)
Molecular function (GO): protein binding; nucleic acid binding
Source: RefSeq, a predicted model, not a curated record
UCAAACUGAUAACAAUUACAGAAUUUAUUUUUUGUUGUGUGUUAAUCAAAUAAUUAACUUAUAUUUGUAUAUUUAAGUUUAAUUUAUAUUAAAAUGACCGAUUCUAAUUCAUCUACAGACAUAUCUGUUCACCAACGGCGUAGAAAGAAAAAGACUGUAAGGAAAUCGAAUAGUGAACCAUGUUUAGCAGAUAAGAAUGAUGUAGAUAUUAAUACACAAAGAUCUAUUGCCUUGAGUGAAGAAUUGUUAGAAAAACUUAGUGAUUUACCAGAAGUUCGUAAGUUUAUUGAAAAAUUACAGAAAAUAAUACAGAAACAAGUUAAGAAAAUCAUGAAAUGGAAGGCAAAAGCUAAAGAGGUCAAAGCAGGGAAUAAAGCGAGGGAUGUUGGUAGUCAAACUGAAUUUGGCUAUAAUACUCUCAGGGAUGACAUUAGUUUAAAAACGGAUACUACCAAAGAGCCUGAAACAAAACAAGAAAAAAGUUUGGCAGAUGAUAUUCGAGAAGCAGCAGAAGAAGCAGUUCAGUCAUCUGGUUUUGUAUUUGAAGCCACAUCAGGGUUGUAUUAUGAUUAUAACAGUGGAUACUAUUACAAUGCUGAAUAUGGGUUGUAUUAUGACGGAACUACAGGAACUUAUCUAAAAUAUAAUGAAGAAACACAAAAUUACGAGUUUCAUUCUCAAGUAUCUGUACCUGAAGCUGAACCCAGUAAAGCUACAUCUGUUCCAAAGAGAAAAAAUAAAAUUGAUCGGAGAAAAAAAGAUGCCAAGCGCUCUCGGAGAGAUACGGAUGAUUUUGAAGAAGGAGAGUACACUGACAGCAGUAUAAGUUCUAGUCUGAGUAAUGAAGAUGGGGGCAACUCUGAAUCCAGUGAGGUUUCUAAGCAUUGGCCACCCUGUAUGCGACUGAUCGUUGAAACCACCGAGAUUCCCAAAAUAAAGCAGGGCUCUCUAUACAUAAUAACCUGCGAUGGGGGUACAGUAGGAAGGGAAGGAGACCAUUCAGUGCUACUUCCCGACAUCAACGUUAGCAAGCACCAUCUCAAAGUGUCUUUCGACGGAUCGAAAUAUACCGUGAUCGACUUGGGCUCUCAAAACGGAACUUUGUUGAACGGAAAACGGAUGUCUGCGGCGAAGCAGGAAAGUGAGGCCGUGGAAAUAACUCACGGGAGUAAGCUGCAGUUGGGUUCGACCACUUUGCUAUGUCAUAUUCACGACGGUAAUCAGACGUGCGGCCACUGUGAACCUGGUCUUCUAAUGGGGGAUGACAAAGAAUACUUUACGGCUCUUAGUAAAAACAAGACAAAUAUAAAUCAACAGUACAAAAAAGAGUUAAGAAAAUUAAAAAAGCAACACGGCUUCUUGGGUAGCGAGGAAUCGGGAAAAUUGGCAACAGGGUAUACUGACAGGGCUCAGAAACGCAGAGAGACUAUAGGGAGUCAGAAUCCGUAUGAAAAAACUCAAACUGCUUCGUUGGAAGAAGCAAUACCGUCAGAAAAUAAAGGCUUUAAGUUACUGUCAAAAAUGGGCUGGAAAGAGGGUGAGGCUUUGGGCAAAGAUGGUAGUGGAGCUGUUGAACCAAUUAAGUUAUCAUCCAAUGUUGGUACUUCGGGAAUCGGAGCUGCUCCAGUACCAACUUCAAUACCAAACGACGCCAAAGUGACUAUGUGGAAAAAAGCGCAGGAGCGUUUUGAAAAGCUACCUUCUACUCCAAUUUUUGACGAAAAUGAAGAUUAAGCUUUGUUUUAUGUAUUUAAACAGAUAAAUAAAUGACUUUGUUUUA